This is a messenger RNA of Drosophila busckii, 749 nucleotides long. It is a transcript of the gene RpS9, whose product is annotated as 40S ribosomal protein S9. The transcript is spliced from 4 exons. The record is from RefSeq and is a predicted model, not a curated record. Gene Ontology annotation, biological process: translation; positive regulation of translational fidelity. Bases 92 to 679 code for a protein of 195 amino acids. Gene Ontology annotation, molecular function: rRNA binding; structural constituent of ribosome. Gene Ontology annotation, cellular component: cytosolic small ribosomal subunit. Lineage: Eukaryota; Metazoa; Arthropoda; Insecta; Diptera; Drosophilidae.
CUGGUUUUCUCACAUCUCUAUCUCUCUACCGCCAUCUCUUUCUUUCAGUGAAAUACACAAAACCGAACUUUUCGGUUAAAUUGUUGGAAUCAUGGUUAACGGCCGCAUACCUUCGGUCUUCUCGAAGACCUAUGUGACACCCCGUCGCCCAUAUGAAAAGGCUCGUCUCGACCAGGAGUUGAAAAUCAUUGGCGAGUAUGGUCUCCGCAACAAGCGUGAGGUCUGGCGCGUCAAGUACGCUCUGGCCAAGAUCCGUAAGGCUGCCCGUGAGCUGCUGACUUUGGAUGAGAAGGACGAGAAGCGUCUAUUCCAGGGUAACGCUCUGCUGCGUCGUCUGGUGCGCAUUGGUGUCUUGGACGAGUCGCGCAUGAAGCUCGAUUACGUGCUGGGUCUGAAGAUUGAGGACUUCUUGGAGCGUCGUCUGCAGACACAAGUGUUCAAGCUUGGAUUGGCCAAGUCCAUCCAUCACGCACGUGUGCUGAUCCGUCAGCGUCACAUUCGUGUCCGCAAGCAGGUUGUCAACAUCCCAUCCUUUGUGGUGCGCCUUGACUCCCAGAAGCACAUUGACUUCUCGCUGAAAUCGCCCUUCGGUGGCGGCCGUCCUGGACGCGUUAAGAGGAAGAACAUGAAGAAGAACCAGGGUGGUGGCGCUGCUGCUGCCGAAGAGGAGGAGGACUAAAUUAUAGCCCUGCAAUGCUAAACAUCUGAAAUGACUACAAAAUAAAAUUGUAAACUUUCUUUAAAAAAAA